Messenger RNA from Leptopilina boulardi, 984 nucleotides. It is a transcript of the gene Vha36-1, whose product is annotated as V-type proton ATPase subunit D. Bases 62 to 799 code for a protein of 245 amino acids. Lineage: Eukaryota; Metazoa; Arthropoda; Insecta; Hymenoptera; Figitidae. The transcript has 4 exons. The record is from RefSeq and is a predicted model, not a curated record. Gene Ontology annotation, cellular component: proton-transporting V-type ATPase complex. Gene Ontology annotation, molecular function: proton-transporting ATPase activity, rotational mechanism.
AAGUCAGCUGAUCAAUCACAUUUUCUGUCUGCGUUUGUCACAAACAGUAAAAAAAAAAAAUAUGUCAGGAAAAGAUAGACUCCCUAUUUUCCCUUCUCGGGGAGCCCAAAUGUUAAUGAAAUCACGUUUACAAGGGGCACAAAAGGGUCAUGGUUUACUUAAAAAGAAAGCAGAUGCACUGCAAAUGCGAUUUAGAAUGAUUUUAGGAAAAAUCAUUGAAACAAAAACAUUAAUGGGUGAAGUAAUGAAAGAAGCAGCUUUCUCAUUGGCCGAAGCGAAAUUCGCAACGGGCGAUUUUAAUCAGGUUGUUUUACAAAAUGUGACAAAAGCACAAAUUAAAAUUCGUUCCAAGAAAGAUAAUGUAGCUGGUGUAAAUUUACCAGUAUUUGAAUCAUAUCAAGAUGGAACUGACACUUAUGAAUUAGCUGGUUUAGCUCGAGGUGGACAACAACUCGCAAAAUUGAAGAAAAACUAUCAACGUGCAGUGAAGCUAUUGGUUGAAUUGGCUUCACUUCAAACAAGUUUUGUCACACUCGAUGAAGUAAUUAAAAUUACAAAUCGUCGUGUCAACGCCAUUGAACAUGUUAUCAUUCCAAGAAUCGAACGAACGCUUGCCUAUAUUAUUUCCGAACUUGAUGAACUCGAAAGAGAAGAAUUCUAUCGAUUAAAGAAAAUUCAGGAUAAGAAGAAAAUAGCGAAAGCAAAGACCGAAGCUCGAAGAAAGGAGAUGAUAGCCGCAGGAAAUCAUUCAGAGGCAGCCAAUAUGCUAGAAGAGGGUGACGAAGAUAUUCUCUUUUAAGCACCGUAAUUAUUUAAUUAAUUAUAUACGCAUAUAUAAUAUAUUUUUUUGGCAUGAUCGGCAAAAAAAAAUAAUAAUAAACUUACGAAACGUACGAAACAAAAAAAAACUAAGUAUCGCACCUUUCGUAAUAAUUAAUAAAAAAAAAAAAUAUAUAAGUCGUACAAUUCACGAUCCGAUUCGUU